AUGAAUUGGCUGCAUGAAGAGGGUUCUGAAAGGCUUUGUAAAUUUAGAUUUUUAUAUGUUGUACUCAUGGGUACAUACUAUUCUAACCGUCAUUUGGUCGCAAAUGUGAAGACCCAAUUCUUGUCAUUAGAUAUUGCUUACACUAUGAACCUUGUCUUCAAGAAUUUGACCACAAAUACAAAUAGUCAGAUAUAUGCACCCUUCAAAAUUAAAAUGGAAGACGACAGACGCUUUCGAAAUUCGUCUGUUCCUCAUGUCAGAGAAGAUGGAUGGGCAACGACCGAACUAUAUCAAUUUAUAAACAAAAAAAAGGAAAAUAGUUUUAGGAUUGAUUUCCUUCUUGAGGGUCAUAGGGAGGACAGCGUACGCAUGUAUGCUAUUGAAGGCAUCGAAUUUCGACCUGUGUAG
Messenger RNA from Lactuca virosa, 408 nucleotides. NCBI's taxonomy places the organism in Eukaryota, Viridiplantae, Streptophyta, Magnoliopsida, Asterales, Asteraceae. The record is from the annotation of a GenBank genome assembly.